This is a messenger RNA of Microdochium trichocladiopsis, 1041 nucleotides long. RefSeq lists its product as uncharacterized. The transcript has a single exon. Lineage: Eukaryota; Fungi; Ascomycota; Sordariomycetes; Xylariales; Microdochiaceae. The record is from RefSeq and is a predicted model, not a curated record. Bases 215 to 859 code for a protein of 214 amino acids.
CGGGUCCACCUGGCUGCCAGACCUGACGCGUCCGAGAUAUCCCAUCCAGGAAGAAAUGCUUCUCAUGCAGUAGUCGCACCAGGAAAUCAAGUGGCACAGGGAAAAGGGCGUGGGCCAGGACAUCCUAGAGUUCAAGGCCAGACGCAUCGGUCGCGUGCUGGCCUGCUGUUCUUUGCCGGAUACGACAGCUGACAUCAUCGACAAGUUCGCGUACAUGCUGCAGAAGGUUGCGCGCACGGAAGGAGAGACUAAGGGGACGUCGAGAGCCCAGAAACAUGGAUCGACUGCGCGUCAGAAUAUGUGCGAGACUUACGCUGAUUUCGAGACCGUCUUGUCAAUGGUCACAUCAAAGUCAUCUCUGCUGUCGAUACUAAUCGAUCCUCCAAUGAAGAGUUACGAUGCUCGGCUGUUCGACUACCUGGAAAACCCCGGAGAAGAUUUGUGGUCGGAUCUCCAAGCAGCAGUACGGCGCGCGCCCGAUGCGCAUACUCCACGAUCAAGGGGCACGCUACGGCGUGCCGAGACAGUGGCUGAGGCCUUACGAGGCAAGUCGCUCAUCGUGCUCGAUGACGGUCGGUUCGGCAUGUGUGCCGACAGAGUAAGCGUUGGCGAUGUGGUGUUCCCAGCUGAUGCGUUCCGCUACUGCUUGGUCCUUCGGCCUGCGGACACGGGCAGGUUGAGAGGCGAGACCAGCAACAGAGUCAAUGAUGGACAAGGGCACCUGGCCCACAUUGGAAGUUGGUACCAUUUUGUGGAUUGCCCGCCAAUGAUACAAGGGUUAAUUGGCGCAGUAAUUUACGAGCGGGGUUCCUUCGACGGGUUGCGUGAGAUGGUUUACGAAACCAUUCGUUUAAUCUGAUAGAGUCUGCUAAUUAAUAGCACGACGGGAUUUGCAAGCAGGGAUUCUCGACGAGGGAGAAGCGUCGAGCCCUUAUCGACUGUGAACCCUCAGACUCGGCGCAAUCUUUGGGCUAUCGUGCAAGUCUUGUGUCGUGUACAAACAUAUUAUUAUUUCUUCACUUGGUGGGGACACAAAUGAUG